Molecule: messenger RNA, 1845 nt
Organism: Setaria italica (foxtail millet)
Lineage: Eukaryota; Viridiplantae; Streptophyta; Magnoliopsida; Poales; Poaceae
Product: malonyl-CoA:anthocyanidin 5-O-glucoside-6''-O-malonyltransferase-like
Exons: 1
Coding region: 295-1686 (463 amino acids)
Source: RefSeq, a predicted model, not a curated record
GAUGCGGUGCAUUCCAUCCACUAGAUGGGUGGGUUGGUGGGCAAACUUGUGUGUCCAUGAAUGUAGGUGAGUGGAUCGGUCGGCAAAGGACAAUAAUGGAUCAGGACCAUCUGCUCUGGGCUUAAAAAAAAGCGUCGCAUCGCCGAUCCAGUUUCCAUUGUCGACAGUAAAUCGAUCACCUCUUCUCUCUUGCAAAUUUUUUGCUCACUAGGCUUCUAGGCACCAAUCGUCCCCAACUCCUUGCGGCAAGUACGUCCGAGUCCGACGACGUUGAUAUCAGCGGACGCGACGGCCAUGGCUGUGGCGCCGGAGCAGCACCAGCAACCUGCAGGGGCAUCCUCAUCACCUCGCAUCCGCGUCCACGACACCACCUUGGUGUCGCCGUCUCCAUCACCGCGGGAGGCCUCUCUCCCGCUCACCUUCUUCGACAUCUUCUGGCUCAACUCCCCACCCGUCGAGCGCCUCUUCUUCUACCGCCUCUCUCCCGACGCUGACGUCGCCACCAUCGUCUCCAACCUCAAGAAAUCCUUGCAACAGGCCGUCCGCGCCUUCUACCCGCUCGCCGGCCGCCUCCGCCUCAUCCCCGGCACGUCCGACCGCUACGAGCUGUACUACCGCCCGGGUGACGCCGUCACCUUCACCGUCGCCGAGUGCGCCGACGAUGAGGACAUCGACAGCCUCACCACCGACGACCCCAGGGAGGUUUCCAAGAUUGCGCCGCUCGUUCCGGCGCUGCCGGAGGGAGGCGGGCUGCUCGCCUUGCAGGCCACGCUGCUGUCCGCAAGCCGCGCCCUCGCCAUCGGUGUCACCCUGCACCACGCCGCCUGCGACGGCUCGAACUCAACGCACUUCCUGCACACCUGGGCAGCCGCCUGCAGCGGCACCGAAGCUCCGCCCCCACCUGUCAUCGACCGGACUCUCCUCGCGGACCCGAGGGGCCUCUACAACGUCUUUUAUCAAGAGGCACCGAGCACUGAUGAGAUGGAGUUCGCCAAAAUGUCCGCUGACCAGCUCUUCGCCACGUUCACUCUGUCCAAGGACGACCUGCAGCGCAUCAAGGAGGUCGUGGCCGACGAGGCCGCGAGGCGCGGCGUUGCGCCGCCACGGUGCUCCUCUCUGGUUGCCACCUUCGGCUUCGUCUGGUCAUGCUACCAGCGAGCCAAAGAGAGCUGCGGCUCCGGCGAGGGCCCAAUGACCUGCAUCCUCUUCCCUGUCAACCACCGCUCGCGGAUGAAGCCUCCGCUCCCGGAAAGGUACCUCGGCAACUGCGUCGGCCCAGCAUUCGGGAUGGCACCCAAGAGCGAGCUGGCGGUGGCAGGCGUAGGAGGCCUCUUCACAGCGUGCGCCGCGGUCGCCUCCGCCAUUGACGAAGCUGUGCGCGACAUCGGGACAUCCAGCAUGGACGCCUGGUCGGACCGCAUCAAGGAGGCAAGCGCAAAUGGCAUACUGUCCGUGGCUGGCUCACCGAGGUUCCGUGUCUACGAGCUGGACUUCGGUUUUGGCCGGCCACUGAAGGUGGACAUCGUGUCCGUGGCGAGGACCGGCGCAAUGGCGGUCGCGGAGAGCCGGAGCAGCGCCGGCGGGAUGGAGAUCGGCGUCUCUUUGCAGCCGGCUGACAUGGACAGGUUUCGGAAGUGCAUGGCAGACGCCAUCGCGUGGCUCCACAACCACAACCACCAGAGCUGACAUGUGUGUCUGCUGGUGCUGGAGAGCAACAAGCCAAUGGCCAACCUUAGCUUGCAUGAACGGUCUUUUACAAGACCAUUUUUUUGUCUUUUUAUACAACGCACUGCGAUUUUGUUUAAGAUAAUGAUGUUAUAUAUAAUUUUCGCCCAAGCACACUUA